Oreochromis aureus is the source of this 2913-nucleotide messenger RNA. RefSeq lists its product as uncharacterized. Gene Ontology annotation, biological process: DNA integration. The transcript has a single exon. NCBI's taxonomy places the organism in Eukaryota, Metazoa, Chordata, Actinopteri, Cichliformes, Cichlidae. The record is from RefSeq and is a predicted model, not a curated record. The coding region runs from base 1 to 2913 and encodes 970 amino acids. Gene Ontology annotation, molecular function: nucleic acid binding; zinc ion binding.
AUGGCUAGUCGGAAGAGGAAAACGCGCCUCCCAGUUAAGCGCACAGGGCUGCGGUCCCAGCAGCAUGAGCUUCCCGAGGAGAAGACAGCAGAGGAGCUGGCAUGGGACACAGUGCCAGCGUCGUCUUCUUCAGCGGAGGAGGAGGAGGUUUCUGGCAGGUUUGGUCCAGCAGUGCCUACAGCUUCGACCACAGCACGGGACCCAAAUGGAGAGCUGAUUGCGAUGAUGAGGGACUUCCUGGCGGGACAGCAAAGGAGAGAGGAGGUCUUUUUGGCAGAACUCAGGGGGCUGAGGACUGGUCGGGAAAGCCCAGCCCAAGCACCAGCCGGAGCAAGCACCACAGCAGCAACGGCCACGCCAAGCACUGAAACCGCAAGCAGCCCCAGAAUGGUACUGCCUACACCGGCACACCAAAGAGGAUACCAGGGUUCUCCAGAGGAGGUUCCCUCUCGUCAGACACAAGCAGUGACCAACAGACUCGACCCGCCAGCCUCAGAGUGGAUGCGACCUGCUGGGCCAAAAAUUCCACCCUAUCAGUUGGGGGAAGACACUGAGAACUAUUUAUUGCGUUUUGAGCGGGUUGCCAAAACCUGGAGAUGGCCAGAGAGUGAAUGGGCCUGUCGUCUGGUUCCACUGCUAUCGGGGAAGGCGUUGGAGGCCUACACUGCAAUGGAUGAAGAAAGAGCCCAUCAUUAUGAAGGUUUAAAAGCGGCGUUGCUAACCAAAUUUGACAUUUCCCCUGAGACGUAUCGGCAGAAGUUCCGGUCCAAUACAGUUCCACCUGGGGAGAGCCCCACUGAGACCUACUAUCGCCUGAAGGGCCUCUAUCGGCGCUGGAUUCGACCAGAGCAGCAUACUAAAGAAGAGAUGGGAGAAGCUAUCAUCUUGGAGCAGUUAAUCCGGGUACUUCCAGGGGAGGUGAGGACCUGGGUGAGGGAGCAUGAGCCAGCAGAUGGACUGACCGCUGCUAAGCUGGUGUCACAGUACUUCAAUGCGCGUAAAGGAGCCCCACCUGCACGCUCAUCCGGGACACCACAGCGACCACCACUUCCAUCAUCGGGUCUUCUGAAGAGGGAGAGCAACCCAGAGCCACCAGAAAACCCCAGGGCAUCAAACUUACGAGCAGCGGGUAAGGACUUUCUUUGUUACUACUGCCAGCAGCCAGGUCAUAAAGCCUCGGUAUGCCCUAUCCGGAAGGCUAAAGUCACUGGUGCCUGCUAUGCACCCCGGCUGGAGAUGGAGCCCACAAGGGUCCAGCCAGUGGAUGUGCAACGCUAUAAAAAAGUAAAGGUAAAUGGUCAGCAGGCUACUGCUUUGCUGGACACUGGUAGUUUUAUGUCUUUGAUUAAGCAUAGUUUGGUACCAGUGAACAGUGUGGACUAUAGCAGACAGGAAGAAGUUUUAUGUGUGCAUGGUGAUAAACAUCCCUACCCAAAAGUGGAGGUAACAGUGACUAUUAAUGAACAGCCCUACCUGUUGUCAGUUGGGGUGGUACCGAACUUGCCUGCAGAGGUUAUUCUGGGGAUGGACUUGCCUGUACUCAUGGACUUGCUGCAAGAAAAAGAAGAACAGUGGAAAGAGACUGAUGUGGGGGAUGAGGGGAAUGCUAAAUUAAAUGUGUCUGGCUCAGUGGUCACUAGGGCCCAGGCGAAGGCGGGAUGUCAGCCCUUGCCAGACUUUGACAGUAGUCUGUGUGAGGGUGGCGCUAAGGGGCUAAGAAAAUCCCGUCGCCAACGCCGCUUUGAGAAGCAGCUAUGGUCAAAGGGGCCGGACACUAAGAGCAUAAAAUGGGAUGUACCAGAAAAUAUCACUUUGUUGCAAAGGGAGGAUGAAACAUUGAAAGUUUUGUUUGCUAAUGUGACUGAAGGGGGAACUGGAAAAUGGGGAGGGAAAGAGAAGUUCAUUGUUGACAAAAAUGUGUUGUAUGCAGUUGACGGUGACCACCAACGGCUUGUGAUACCUUCUAGUUGUAGACCACUCAUUAUGCACCUAGCACAUACCCUCCCCUGGGCAGGUCAUCUGGGUCGCCAAAAAACCUAUAUGCGAGUUAGCUCACGUUUCUUUUGGCCGUCAAUGUACACAGACAUACAAAAAUAUUGCCGUACCUGCCCUACUUGCCAGAAAACUUGUCCAGCCCGCAAGUCUGACAGGGCCCUGCUACUGCCACUGCCUGUCAUCUCCACCCCCUUCCGUAGAAUAGCUAUGGACAUUGUGGGUCCUCUGGUAAAAAGUAGUCGGGGUCAUCAGUACAUUUUGGUGGUGUGUGAUUAUGCGACUCGUUUCCCAGAAGCUUUCCCUCUGCGUGCGGUCACGGCACCCAAUGUUGUCUUGCGACUGGUACAGCUGUUCUCCCGGGUGGGGAUACCAGAUGAGAUUUUGACAGACCAAGGGACUAACUUUACCUCUAGGUUGAUGCAGCUCUUCCACAACCAGCUAGGCAUCUCUGCCAUCAGGACGUCACCCUACCAUCCACAGACAGAUGGGUUGGUGGAGAGGUUCAACCAAACUCUGAAGAGGAUGCUGCAGAAGUUUGUGUCAGACACUGGGAAAGACUGGGACCAGUGGCUGCCCUUCCUGCUGUUUGCAUACAGAGAAGUUCCCCAGGCUUCCACUGGUUUCUCACCAUUCGAGCUACUCUAUGGUUGGGAUGUGCAGGGGCCGUUGGAUCUCCUCCGGAAGGGUUGGGAGUCUCCUGCUUCUGCUUCAAAUGAUAAAGGAGUGGUGCAAUUUGUGCUGGAAAUGAGAGAACGGUUGGGAAGAUACCAUGAAGAGGCCAAGGUCAACCUGCGAGACGCUCAAAGAAGCCAGAAGACCUGGUAUGACCAACAGGCCCGGCAACGUGAAUUCCAACCUGGUCAAAAGGUGUUGUUACUUCUCCCUUCAGCCAACAGUAAACUUCUGGCGAAAUGGUAA